AUGAAGCUGAAGAAAGAAAGAUGGCUACAGAAAAUAGAAAGUGUGAAGCUAGCCAAGCAGAAGCAAAAAGCUGAAGCAAAGCGGAAAGCAACACCUGUGGUCGGAGACAUGCAGCCACUGAUGGAAGCCCUACCUGAGCUCUUUGACUUGACCACAGGUGGCAGGGACAGGAAGCCACCCAAGAGCCAUGUGAAAACAAAAGCGGAACCAACAGACUUCUGUCUCAUGAAACCAGCUCAGAAACGCAGGCUCUUAGAAGAAGAAAUGGCUCGAUUUCAUGAGGUCGUUACGAAUCCCCACUACAAAGCCAACCCACUCAUGGCCAUCAGUGAGCAUCUCUCCAAGAGACUAAGGCAGGAAGAAGAAGGGGCAGCUGCUCCUUGGCAAGUAGCCUGCAGAGAGCAGGGUGUUCUGUGAGAUCUUUGUGCAGACAUGAAGCUUCCUGCGAAGUGUCUUGACACCUUCUCCCUUCUUGUGAGCAGGCGCAAUUUCAUGAAUUAUGCCACUGGCAACGUGUCUGCUUUUUGUUUUCUUUCCCCCUCCCCCCACUCCUUGUUGAUAACUCUGAAAAGAGGUUCCCUGGUGCUUUGUUGCAAUUGUUCAAGACCCCCGGCCCUGGAGCCUGGAAGACUGUUGUAGAUCUGCGUAAGGAUUGAUGUUGCUGUUCAUUGUUUUAUAUGAAAACUUAACUUUGGAAUAAACGCACUUUCCACACAGUA
Struthio camelus australis is the source of this 719-nucleotide messenger RNA. Lineage: Eukaryota; Metazoa; Chordata; Aves; Struthioniformes; Struthionidae. The record is from RefSeq and is a predicted model, not a curated record.